Molecule: messenger RNA, 1143 nt
Organism: Racocetra fulgida
Lineage: Eukaryota; Fungi; Glomeromycota; Glomeromycetes; Diversisporales; Gigasporaceae
Source: the annotation of a GenBank genome assembly
AUUGGCCAAAAAUUCUGGGAAGCCAUCUCUGCAGAACACGGCCUUGACCCUACAGGUGACUACCAUGGUGACAGCGACUUACAGUUAGAACGCAUUAAUGUAUAUUACAAUGAGGCCAUGGGCGGAAAAUAUGUCCCAAGGGCUAUAUUAAUAGAUCUUGAACCUGUGACUAUGGAUUCGAUCCGAUCUAGCCCGUACGGCUCUCUUUUUCGACCAGAUAAUUUCGUGUUCGGUCAAUCUGGUGCUGGUAAUAAUUGGGCUAAAGGUUACUACACAGAAGGUGCUGAAUUAGUCGAUUCUAUCUUAGAUGUUCUCCGUAAAGAGUCAGAAUCCACCGACUGUCUUCAAGGCUUUCAAGUGACUCAUUCUCUUGGUGGUGGUACUGGUUCCGGCCUUGGUUCCUUGUUAUUGUCCAAGAUCCGUGAAGAAUAUCCUGAUCGUAUGCUGUGUACUUUCUCGGUAGUACCAUCGCCGAAGGUUUCUGAUACCGUUGUUGAGCCAUACAAUGCGGUGCUUUCAGUUCAUCAAUUAGUAGAGAACAGUGAUGAAACCUUCUGUAUCGAUAAUGAAGCCUUAUAUGAUAUUUGCUUCCGUACCCUGAAACUGACUAAUCCAAGGUCUCAAGGCUUCCGUGCUCUUACGGUACCGGAACUGACCGCACAAAUGUUCGAUUCCCGCAACAUGAUGGCUGCUUCAGAUCCUCGUCAUGGUCGAUACUUGACUGUGGCAACGAUUUUCCGUGGUAGACUUUCCACAAAGGAAAUUGAAGCACAAAUGCAUACAAUUCAAACUAAAAUGAGCUCUUACUUUGUUGAAUGGAUUCCAUCAAAUGUUAAAACUGCUGUGUGCGAUAUUCCUCCAAUCGGUCUUACCAUGUCCGGUACUUUCAUCGGCAAUAGCACAGCGAUCCAAGAACUUUUCAAACGUAUAAACACACAAUUCACCGCAAUGUUUAGGCGAAAAGCUUUCUUGCAUUGGUAUACUGGUGAAGGUAUGGAUGAAAUGGAAUUCACCGAGGCGGAAUCAAACAUGAACGAUUUAGUUUCCGAAUAUCAACAAUACCAGGAUGCAUCCACUGAAGAGGAAGGUGGCGAAUUUGAAGAAGGUGGGGAAGAAUAUGCUGCUGAGGAAGAGGCCGAGUAA